Messenger RNA from Siniperca chuatsi (mandarin fish), 6322 nucleotides. It is a transcript of the gene acanb, whose product is annotated as aggrecan b. The record is from RefSeq and is a predicted model, not a curated record. Gene Ontology annotation, biological process: cell adhesion. Gene Ontology annotation, molecular function: hyaluronic acid binding. Lineage: Eukaryota; Metazoa; Chordata; Actinopteri; Centrarchiformes; Sinipercidae.
GCUUGGGGGACAGGUAUUUGGUUGAGGUACUGUACUCAGAUGUCAAAGCAAAGGUAACAAUGACCCCCCUGCUUCUGCUGUGUGUGUCCUUGCCCCUCGUUUCGGCAACAAUAUUGUUUAAAGACCAUGACGCCUUGGAUGGCACAUUGCGUGUCAGCAUCCCUAUAGAGAUGCCUCUCCGUCCUCUGCUGGGCAGCAAAGUAGUGGUACCAUGCUACUUCCAGGACAACACAGUCAGUGACCCUGGAGCCCCGACCGUCCCUCCGCUGUCUCACCGCAUCAAGUGGACCUACGUCACCAAGGAGAAAGUCACCACGAUCCUGGUGGCUUCAGAGGGAAAAGUUAAUGUGGAAACAGAGUAUUUGGACAGAGUGACGAUGAUCAACUACCCGCUGGUGCCCACUGAUGCCACCCUGGAGAUAACAGAGCUGAGAUCCAAAGAUUCUGGCACCUACCGCUGCGAGGUGAUGCACGGCAUCGAGGACAACUAUGACUCCGUGGACAUCCAGGUUCAGGGUAUUGUGUUCCACUACCGAGCCAUCUCCACCCGCUACACCCUGACGUUUGAGAAGGCUAAGGCAGCCUGUAUCCAGAACAGUGCCACCAUUGCCACUCCAGCCCAGCUCCAGGCUGCUUACGAUGAUGGAUACCACCAAUGUGAUGCUGGAUGGCUCUCUGAUCAGACUGUUAGGUACCCCAUCCAGGAGCCUCGAGAGCGUUGCUAUGGAGACAAGGAGACCUUCCCUGGCGUGAGAACCUAUGGUGUGAGGGAUGUCAACGAGACCUACGACGUGUACUGUUUUGCUGAGAAGAUGUCAGGCAGAGUCUUCUACUCCAUGUCUGUAGAGAAGUUCACCUUCUAUGAAGCAGGAGAUCAAUGUGCCAAACUCGGGGCCCGGCUCGCCUCCACCGGAGAGCUUUACCUGGCCUGGCAGGCUGGCAUGGAUGUGUGUAACGCUGGCUGGCUGGCGGACAGGAGUGUACGCUAUCCCAUCAACAUCGCCAGGCCUCAAUGUGGCGGGGGACUCCUGGGCGUGAGAACCGUCUACCUGUUCCCCAACCAGACAGGAUACCCCUAUCCAGACUCUCGCUACGAUGCUAUCUGCUUCCAGGCUGGUGAGGAUGAAGGUGCCGUGCCUGUGAGGACCACCCCUUUCCCUGACAUCAUCCGCAUAACACCCGCCCCUGGGUUGUACCCAGGCCUCACCCCCCCACCAGGGGGUGAGGAGAUCAACCGUGGAGAAGUCGACACCCUCCUCCCACUGCCUGUCCCACCCAGUGUGACAGACACAUACACUAAAGUGACUCCUGGGGAACGCGAGCCUGGACUCGAUCUGACAGACAUAAAUGCUGCCAUGGCUCCCACAGGUGUGGUGUUCCACUACCGACCCAUCACUGGUCGGUACACUCUGACCUUCCUGGAGGCUCAGCAGGCCUGCCAGAGUAUUGGGGCGGUCAUUGCCAGCCCCCAGCAGCUGCAGGCAGCCUUCGAGAAAGGUCUGCACCAAUGUGACGCUGGCUGGCUCCGUGACCAGACUGUCAGGUAUCCCAUCGUGUCACCCAGAGAUAACUGUGCUGGAAAUAUGCCACACCUCCCAGGAGUCAGAUCCUACGGCCUGAGGCCAGCUAGCGAACGAUACGAUGUAUUUUGUUAUGUGGAACGUCUGCGAGGUGAGGUCUUCUUCACCAGUGAUUAUGACAGCUUCUCCUAUGAAGAGGCCGUGCAGCACUGUCAGAAACUCAACACCACCCUGGCCACCACUGGGCAGCUGUAUGCUGCCUGGAACCAAGGGCUCGACAAGUGCCGUCCAGGCUGGUUGAUGGACCGCAGUGUCCGCUACCCCAUCACAACCCCCAGGUCCCACUGUGGAGGUGGUCAGGUUGGGGUCCACAUCAUCUACGCCUACCCCAACCAGACAGGAUUUCCUGAUGAGCACUCACGCUACGACGCCUACUGUUUUAAAGCUGAAAUUCCUGUUGUUCAUGUUGAAACUGAAACCAGUGUGAAUCUGACGACAGUGACGGUGGAUGUUAUCAACAAAACAACAGUCACAAUUGAUCACUUUGCUCCCACAGUUGAAACUACUGUACAAUACAACGAAACUGAAAGCGGUCUAAAUAUUACUGAAAUAGAGGAGUUUAUCAACAAGACAACCAUCACAACUCACCAAGUUGCACCUCCUGUGAUAGCCAUUUUACCUCCAGUCCCGGUUGAUGUAUCCGGCUCUGGUUCAGCUGAUCAUUCAGCCAGCGGGGAGAUCUCAGGGGAGUCCGGCACCUCCAGUACCAGUGGAGACGCCUCUGGUUCAGGACAGAACAUCAUCUUCAGCGGACACACUGACGUCUUCUCCGGAGAUCAGUCUGCCUCUGGAGCUCCGCAGGAGGCAGAAGGGGAAAGUGCUGUCAUUGUCACAUCUGGAGAACUUGGUAGUGCAUCUGGAUCUGGGGAGGGGCUUGACAGACAACACUCUGGCUUCAGUGUAUCGGGAUCAGGUUUUAUCAGUGGAAGUGGGGACAUCAGUGGAAGUGGGGACAUCAGUGGAAGUGGGGACAUCAGUGGAAGUGGGGACAUCAGUGGUAGCGACAAAGACUUGAUGAUCAUCAUGGUGGAUGGGAAGAUGGUGGAGGUGUCGAAAACUCACCAAAAACCCACUGAGCAGGAGUUAGGCCAGGGAGUUAUUGAAACCAGUGGAGCUUUCUUGGAAUCAAGUACGUCCGGAUCGGGAGUUAUGUCCGGGUCAGGCUCCGGUGAAUUUUCUGGCAUCUCAUUUGUCGACCACAGUGCCGUUGACCUAACAGUCCAGCCGUCUGGUGAGCAGGAGGUGUCUGGAUAUCGCCCCUUUGGAUCAGGGUUCCACAGUGGCUUUCCAAGUGGUUUUCCAUCUGGUGUCUCAGGCAGCGGCUCUGCCUCUGGGGACUCCUUCAAGCAUCGUGGUGAUGUCAUCUACCUAACAGACAUUGACAUGAUGGAAGUGACUGUACCGCCACUGGUACGCCACCCUGAACAGGGCCGGGGAGUGGUGGAGGUAAGCGGGGAAGGAAGUGGGUCAGGGAUCCGUCAUGAAUUCAGUGGCACUUUGGACCAAAGCUUGCAUUUCUCAGGAAGUGGAGCCACUCAUGAAAAAACUGCUGAGAAGCUUUCUGUCACCCUACCGACUGGAUCUCAGAUUACUUACACUGAGUACGUUACCAGUCUUGGCCAAUCAGCCUACACCAGCCCGACCACAGCACCGUCAGUGUCAUUUGUAACCCCUGCUGUUGUGGAGCAGCCUGAAAUAGUGAAAGACCCCUGCUAUCCAAACCCCUGCAGUUCAGGAUCCUGCUCUGUGCAGGGAGAGCUCGCUGUGUGUCAGUGUCCUAGUGGUUUCACUGGUGAAGACUGCUCGACACCUGUGCAGGGCUGUGCCGAAGGUUGGUUGGAGUUCAUGGGCAGCUGUUAUCUCCACUUUGCGGAGAGAGACACCUGGUCUGAGGCUGAGCAACGCUGUCAAGAGCUUAACGCCCACCUGGUCAGCAUCGGUUCCCAGGAGGAGCAGCAGUUUGUCAACUCCAAUGGUCAGGACUACCAGUGGAUUGGACUUAAUGACAAAGAUGUGCAGAAUGAGUUCCGCUGGACAGACCGCAGUCCUCUGACCUUUGAGAACUGGAGGCCCAACCAGCCAGAUAACUACUUCAACUCUGGGGAGGAUUGUGUGGUGAUGAUCUGGCACGAGGGCGGACAGUGGAAUGACGUGCCCUGCAACUACCACCUUCCCUUCACCUGCAAGACUGGACCUGUCAUGUGCGGAGCUCCCCCUGAGGUGGAACACGGCCGGCCGAUGGGCAGCAGCAGAGAGCGCUACCCCGUCAACUCUAUAGUCCGCUACCAGUGUGACGCAGGAUACACACAGCGCCACCUGCCUGUCAUACGCUGUAUGCCAGACGGACAGUGGGAGGAGCCACAAGUGGAAUGUACAGAAGCCGGCGCCAACAGUAACAGGCUACAUAAAAGAUCUUUCUGGAGAAGAAGUAAAGGGGUCAGCAGCAAACAGGAACAGAGGAAGCUGCUCUGAGCAGGAAUGAAAGGACAUACAACAGAGAGCUACAAAGGACCCCUCUUGUAAAGAAGCAUGGACACCAAUGCAAAUUCCCGACCAAAAAGAUAACAUUCCCUACCAUGUAUAUACACACACACACACUAAAGCACAUUUAAACAGUGAUAGUGUAAUUGACUGAUGUUUUGGAUCUUUGAGUGUCACUCUGCACCUUCUAAAGGCAGUUUUCUAUGUAUUUAUACCGUCUUAAUUUAUAGCUGUGACCCAGAAGUAUUUUCUCAAUGCACAAGAUCAAAUUUUCUGCAAUCAGUUGCCAGCACUGCACACAAAGUAAGGUAGAUAAAAUUAAAUAGUGAUAUAAGAGGCUUUAGAGUGACACACAAAGUCCAAAACAACCCAAUAAAAGUGUUUGAUUGCAGCUGGAUUCUCUGAAGUAAAACACAUUGUUACAUAGAGUUUUGCUAUAUUUUUAGGGUAUUUUUUUUAGAUCUGUGUUUCUUAGUGUUGUUUAUUUCUUUUAUUUGGUCUUAGACUCUAAGGACUACAAUUGUGUGCUUCAGAAUGGUGAAACAAACAGUUUCUUAUAUUAUAGGCGAAGACAGUGAAUCUUAAACUUUUUGGUUGCUGCAAUGAGUACCCACACUGUGGAGAAUGGUGAAGUUAGGUUUUGUUUUAUUUGAAUUAUCAGAGGAGGCCUUGAAGCUUACAAAAAUUCAGUAUUGCAUAAAAUCCCAAAUCUGAGUAAAAGCAGGGUAAAAAGACAUGGCGAUACAGUAGAAAUAGUUUUUUAAUGCAUUAAACCAUCUUUGAAGAACCACGUAUCAAACAUACUGAAAUGAUUGUGCUGUUCCAUUUGAUGAUGAAAAGAAAUUCAAGUUCAAGACGCGAUUAAAGUCACUGCAAUCGACCUGGAAUGAAAUAGUCAGCACUCAUGCACUUUUGGGAGUCUUCAGUCACUUCCGUGCUGAUCAUUUGAAUCCAGCGCACCUUAAAAAAAAAAAAUCCUCAUCUGUAGCUGACGCAUGACACGAAAACUGUACUGAGUAACAAGUGAGAUUUACAGUAUGACACUGAAAUGGCUGGCUUUUCUGCCAAGAGGAGCCUCCAGGACGGUGCAGAAGUCCACCUCAUUGGGUCAUCUGUUGCAAAAGAUGCACACCCAGUUUUGCAGGUUGGGGUUUAUAUUUGUGACUUCUCAAGAGCAAUCAGUGACCUCUGUCAGACCUCUGUCUGGUGUGAGAAUCAUGCUUAUAUAAGAUUCAGUGUUUGCUGAAUGAAUGAGUUUCUCACUGUAAAUAUUCUCUCUACAAUUCUCUGAACAGCAGGAUCUGUCGAUAACUUACGCAGAGCAGACAAUUUCAUUGUUUGAUUAAUUCAUCAUCAACCUCUUUGUUGAUUUGUUAGUUUAAUUAACUGGUAAGGUGCAGUUUUGAGUUGCUUAUCAAGUGGGCAUGGCUGACUUUGACAGCCAGCUGAACAUAAGAAGACAUAUUGAUUUUUCUAUUAAAGCCUCAGACAUCUUUGCAGAGGUUUCUGGCUGUGUUUCAUGUGACAGGGUCUUAUCAACAGAAAUGUACUUCUUAAAAGUUGAGAAAUGACAAUUUUAGGGAAAAGAAGCUGUGAAAGCAGUAGAAAUUUAUAAAUAAAAUUAUGAGAAAUAAGAUGGAGAAGGGAAGCGGAGGUUAUAAAAUGUUGACCAUGACCUUUUAAGGUCAAGAUUUGCUUAAACUCUGAGAGCAGAUACUUAUGUCCAUAUCUUGACUUCUCAUAGAACAAUUCACAAACACUGAAACAGCAACCACACAAACACACACAGUCAAACUGGUACUCUCAUGGACACACACACACACACACUUCAGUAAACACACUACAGAAUAUGAAAGUGGAUGAGUGAGCCUGACGACGCCACAAAGUGAAACACCUAGCUUGCUCAAAGAUGGGUAUGUUUUGUACAAGUAAGUUGAUAUGGAUGCUCCUGCUGUGUGCUGGAAUUUUAUAAAUCUAUCACACAACAGGAUAUGCUCAUGUUUCAACAUGAAGCCAACAUUUGAGUGAUUAUGUGGAGGACAGUUGAAAAAAAAUCAGUGAGCUAGAAAAAAGUGCUGGUCUGUAUUAGUGUUGGUGAUCUCUUGAUUCUUCAACAAACCGACGUGUCUUUUGACAAUAAACCAAAAUAUAUGUAACAGUGCACACACACGCUUCUGUUGUGACUUUGUUCAGAUCCCGAAUCCUGAUGUGAACAUGCAGUAUACUGUACUGUGCUGUGCCAAAUAAAACUUGGAAUCAUC